UUCGAAAACUCUAAGCUAAUAGAAUUUCAGCGAAGUUUGUUCAUUCGUGUUAUGUCUGUCUAUAUGAUUUUCAUCAAGGCAGGAAGAUAAAAAAUGCCAAGCGCAUAAAAACAAACCGUGCUGCGACAUCCAUUUCCCGCGAACUGUAUUUGUUUGAAGUUUGUGUCGUCUUCACAAAAUAUUUCUGAAGGUGGGCGAGACAAAUUUCUUGCGAACUCAAGCACAUGCGUUCCCCAGACAGCAUGGUGCAGAGGGCAGGCAGCUUUCCGCGAGAGACCAUAUGGGUAUGCCUUGCAACUCGGUUGCUAAUAUUAACUUUCGUCCUUGACAAGAGAGAUCCCUGUGAUAACUUCAAGCCUUCAAAACACUCAUUUUUUUCUGCUGUUGAUAUUAGGAAGUACUUUUGCUUUGGCAAUCCUGCGAAGGCCAACUCCUGACAAAGUGCUAGAAUGCAAGAAAACACUUGGAAUGCACAGUGGUGCAAUUAACCAAUUUGAUAUUUCAGUAAGUCAUAAACAUCAAGACGAAAGCUGCAAAAGGUUUCAAGUGCGUUUGGGAGAAAAAUUUGGAUGGUGCACUCAGAACUCACCAAAUCCAUUAUUUUUACAGAUCAAAUUUAAUCAAGUUACCAUAAUUACAGGCUAUAGUCUUAAGCAUCUUACAGAGACUGUUACAUUAUCAGGCCAUUACUUUGGGUAUUCUUUUGAAAAUGAUGAUGUAUCAGAUUUUCAAUACAUUUUCAAGGGUAACGCAUUACUGAUUCACACAAUUCCAUCUAGUGGCUUGCAUACAUACUGGUUUAUUUCUCCUGUAAGGGCAAGAAGACUAAGAAUAUAUUUUCAAGCUCAGAAUAAUGAUUAUGUGAAGAAUUUCGCAUCAAUGCAAUUUGAAUUUUAUGGAUGUCCACAUUGGGAUUAUGCAAAACCACUUGGUAUGUCCAGUGGAUUAAUUAGCAAACAAAGAAUAACGAGCUACGCUAACAAACAAGAAUCACACCCAUAUCUUGCACGAUUCGAUUUGCAAGGCUUUGGAUGGCAGCCAUUUGGUGAUGUAGAAGACCAGUUAGAGUCUAAAAAUGCAAAUUAUUGGCUACAGAUUGUUUUACCAACUUUAAAGAAAAUAACAUAUAUUAUUGUGCAAGGAUCUAAUUCUCACAAUACUGUACCAUUACGUUAUUGGAUUCAAUAUGGCCAAGAUGAGAAUUCACUUACAAUCUACAAAAACCCCCAUCAAAAGGACAUAAUAUUGACACCAGAAUAUGGAGCAUUUGUGAAUGCUACUCAUGUGUUUUCGACUCCAUUGAUUGCAAGUAUCAUCCGAUAUAUUCCUCACAUAAGUUAUAACAGGACACCUCAAGUAAAAUUUGAGCUUUAUGGUGUGGAUUGUUUAACUCCUGACCAUAACUGGAAGUUUUUCUCACCACAUCCGUUUAUUGAUUCCAUUCAAUUUGAAGAUCUUCGACCAACAACAAGAAUUAGGUCAUUAAAAGAAUAUUCAGACCUACGUUACACUAAAACGUAUCAUCAACACUUGCGGACAGAAGAACUUCCUUCAAAUGACUGUUUACUGAAUCCUGAUCUUUGUGAAGAUGGAUUUGCAGCUUCAUUUGGGUUUUCGUACUUACACACACCAAAUCCCAUUCUGAGAACAGUGGGAUCAGCUAUUUCAAAAUACAAUGGAAAUUGUGAAAAGCUUGAUUCGGGAGGAAAACUUACCACAGAUUCAAUGUUUGCUAUUCAUUUUGACGCUAUUCAACUACGAAGAUUUCAGACUGUAAGGGGUACCUUUAUUAUAACCAGAGAUCCUGCAGACCAAUUUCCAAACAUGGAGGUUUUUAUCUGGGCAUAUGUGAAUCAGGAUCGUUCCUAUGUUGAAGAAUGCUGGUAUGGAAGCACUUCGCGUCAACAUAUCCGCAGAGAAAAAUUUUCUUUUGUUAAUCAACGAUUUGCAAUUGAUGCGUUUUUGCAAGGAAUUGUUAAUUCAAAAGCUUGGAAAUAUAAUUCAUCAUUGUCUUUUGUAAUUGAGCCAACAAAAGCCUUUGUUGGUGUGUUUAAAGGAUCAUAUUUAGAUGUAAGCUUGUUUUCAGCUUGCCAUAGCCAUGAAACCAACAUCAUUAAACAAUUGGAUAGUUCAAAUUUUAAAAAGCACGAUCACGGAAAUUGUAAUGAAGAACCCCAUCAUUUAAAAUUUGGAAGGGAUGGUUUUCAGUUUUGCAAAAAAGAUAAUGUGUUUGUUCAAAUCAACCUGAUGAAACAGCAUGUUAUAACAGCUCUGAAAGUGGCAGGUGUUAGAGAGUUAACUCACACUAACUUAAAAGUGACAACUUCUUUUAAAAUGGAAUACGGUCUUGAUAACAGUGUCUGGGAGACUUUUCCUACGAGUUUUGAACGGAAAAUAAUUAGUCCUGACAAGAUAGAGAUAAUUCCAUUGCCACAUUCAAUCCAUGCACAGUAUGUCAAAAUAAUACCAGAUAAUGGAAAAUACGUGGGUGCCAACCAUGGUUUAAGAUUUGAUGUUGUCACAUGCAAUUUUGCUGAACCCCAUCAAUCAAUUUGGAUAAAGUUAAAUGAUAAUGCUGUAUGUGUUGGGGUAAAAGAUGACUCUCCUGGAAGAUUCACUUUAUUUAACAAUGUUGAUAUAUCCUUUGUUAAAUUUGUACACAAAUCUGGGGGUGUAGCUUGUGCACAUGGUUCUUCACAAACUAAUUUUGGUUGUGGAAGUAUCUAUUUGACUGAUGGUGAUAAGAAAGUAAUAUUAAAUACUGGGUAUCUUGUACCACCUUAUGGCUAUAAUUCUUCGAAAUUUGAGGUAAAAUUAAACGGACCAAGAUUUUUUCGAUAUGGUCAAGACUUUGGUGUAUGGUUUGCUGAAGAUUUUUUGGGUGUAACAGAAUGGGAUAACAGUGGUUCGACUUGUUUUGACUUAUAUGGCUGGGGUCGAACAUAUCCACAUCGGGCUUUAAUGACAACCAAAAAUUGGCCAGAACGCUUGUGUGUGACAGUUUCAAGUGAUACACUGAUUGUUAACUUACACUGUGAAGAUUCCUUCUUUAUGACCACCGAAAUGUAUCUUGUUCAUGCCAACAGUGGAAAAUGUGUAAUGCGUGAUUGUUCAACAAAUCCCUGCGAAGUCAGAGUGGUACAAGAGUGUAGUCAUGAAUUUGAAAUUGUUGAAGGGUUUGUUAAGCAUACUCAGUCAGGUCAAUAUUUAGUAGAGCUUAAUGGUAAAGUGGUUUUGGCGUCAUCCUGUGAUGGAAAUUGUUUUAUGUUAACAGAUUCUGUUAAAUUUCUUAACACUGAAAGCUGGGAUCACUAUUUUUCCAAUAAUUUGUUUAUGUCAAAAGAAACUGCAAAUGAUCCGGAUGAUGCUGCUAAAAAAUGUUCUCAGCAUAAUUCUGAACUUUUAAGUGUUCAUUCAAAGGAGGAAGCAUUUGCAAUUAGCAGUUUUUUAAGCAAAAAUGACUUCAAAGAGGCAUAUAUGAUUGGAUUAAAGAAUCCUGCUAGCAAUGUUUAUUUUUGGAUUGAUGGAACCCCAUUUGACAAAGAUGAGUUUAAACGGAUGGAUAAAGAUAUACCUGUCUCCUCUAACGCUUGUUUCAGUAAGGAUAAUGGAAAACUUCGUGCACUUUCCUGUACUCAAAUGAAAUUUAUUUGUAAGAAAAAACCCCUUUCCAUACCAAAAUUCAGUGUGCCUGUAUUAUCCAGUGGUUUACAUUCUGUUGGCAACUACCAUGAAGGAAAGGGAUUUCAAGUUAGUUUGGCAUCCAUCGUUAAAUUUUCUCUUUCUGCUACUGUGGAAUCAGACGACUGUUCAUGUUAUGCAACAUAUAAUUUGCCUAAAAAAGUUGCAUACAAUGUUAAUGUCUUUGGAAUAACAUGGUCGAAAAAGAGAAAAGAAUUAAAGUUAUAUUUAGAUGGGGAAAGUGUCGGUGAAGUUAUUUGUAUUGAUCUUUCGUCAUUUAACAGAGUUGUAAAAAAACCAAUUGACACUAGUAUGUCAAAUUUUAUCAAUAUUGCUGGAUUUUAUGACCAAUUAAAAAGUUUUUGGUGGACUGAACACCAUAAUAUCCUGAAUGAUUUAAAAGUUUGGCGAUUUUAUUUGGAGGACUAUCAAAUAUACAAUGAAUUUAACAAUGACAAAACUACAUUUUCUGAACAUAAUGCUGCUGUUGAAAAUAAAGAAGCAUGGAAUUUCCAGGAUUCAUGUGGUGCUAACACUAAUGUUCCCUGUUAUGAUGUUGACUUGUCUAUUGCUAAACUUAUUGACUGUGUUUGGUUAAAUGGUGGUCCAGUCGGUAACUCUACCAUUAUCUUUAACGAAUUGGAUGAAACGCAAUGCAUUUAUAAAUGUUACUUAGAACGUAGCAAGAUUGAGAGCAUAAAUGGUGCAUCACAUGCAGGCAAAAAGUGCUAUUGUGUUAGCGAUAUGUAUGAUGUUGAUGACACAAUGGAAAAACAAUGGUCAUGUUUUCUUCCUGUCAAAGUUACUAACGGCCGUCAGACAGUACAGAAAUCCAUGAAAAAUAUUAAAAUCCACCCUGUUAAUAAGAUGUGGUAUGGUAUCGGAGGUGAUUCUUUUAUAUACCGUCACCCUGCAAGAACUUCACCAAACGUUGAUCUGUGGAAAAAAGUUAUUGCAAUAUGUGCUGUUAUAAAAUUUGAUAUAUUUGAGAGAAAUAUAUGGAUACUCUGUAACAAUCACAGACUUUAUCAAUGGAUUAACAAAGAUCACAUAGUUGAAUAUAAUGGAGUGUAUCUAGACAUUGCUGUUGGAAAGGACUUUGUUUAUGGUGUUGGGACGAACAAUAGGUUAUACUAUAUCCUUAAUGCAAUAUCACCAUCACCAACUUAUCAAUGUGGAAGUAGUAGAAGUUAUGUACAAUUGAGCACUGAUGUAUAUAAUAGUCGAUGCUAUGCAUUGAUGGUGGAUGGAGGCAUUACGUUUGUUUUAGACCAUAACAAUUUAAUUUCCCACAAUUUAACUGCCACUGAAAAUAUAAUUGACAUGGCAACCUCAAAAUAUGGAAACUUGUAUGUUAAUAAUGGGACCAAUAUUAAAGUUUUCAUUGAUGACAAAUAUAAAGAUAUCCAACUGUUAGUAAAUAAAACGUUGACUUUUACAACCUUUGAUGUCGAAGACGAUGACUACAUUAUAGGGAUAAAUAAAAAUGGUGUGCUCCAUCAGUACGCCUUAAGAGCAUCUGAAAAGAUCGAUUUACAUGCCAAAGUGUCACAUAAAAGUAUAAUGGCUAUUCACAAGACUAAUGAACAGUUCAGUUGUAACUCAGAUUUAAUAAAGGUUAAUGCAGCACAAACAGCAACAGUUUUUACCUUUGCUGUUGGAAUUCAAGAGAAUGUGAUUGUAAAUACUGCAUUUAUCAAUCUUCUCAUCAAUGAAACAACCCCACUGUCGACUUCAAUUGGUUAUAAAAUUACCACUUUAUGGCAGUCUCCAGAUGACGCUGUGGAUUGUGAACAUACAGUGGCACAAGCAAACUACAAUCUGCUUAAACCGAUAUCAUGGGGUAUAGAAGUGUUAAGUGAUGUUGUUAUCACACCAGAUGUUUCAUCACUUGUUCAGCAUGCUGUCAAUCAAAGGCAUUGGUUUCAUGGGCAAAAUUUAUAUGUUAUAAUGGUACCUAAUGCUGAUAAUGAUGUAAAUGUUGAAUUUAAUAUAAGAGCAGCAUACUUAGAAGUAUUUUAUGCCAAUCAAAAACCAAAUAACUACUUACAUAUUCAAACAACAGCUCUACCAUACACAAGUUUUAAAACAGAGUUUUAUUUACCCCAUUAUCAAUAUUUAACAUUUUGGAUAUAUAUGUCAGAGAAGGGACGUGCUAUUCUUAUGGUCUGGAAAGUUAAUUCAAAUUAUAGAUCGUGGGGGAGCAUCAUGGUUGCUAGAGUUACGAAUAGGAACUUCACCAUGGGAUGGAAACAGAUAAAUGUUCCCCUGCACUCUAAUAACUAUUUUCAGCUUUCCUUUCAAGUCUAUCACAGAGACAGGAGUGGUCAUGGUGAUGUUGCAAUUGAUGACAUUCAUGUCCACAAGAAUUUAAAUUAUGAUGGAGUAAUUGAAAAAACAAACGAUUAUCAAUCAUUUUACGAUCCUGCAAAUUACACUUCUUACAUUGCUGUUAUUAAAACGUUAAAUUUACCAACACCUCUUCUUCUGUAUCCUUUGGCACUACCCGAAUAUUACUUACAAGACUAUGGUCCGCAUCAUCUCCAUUUGGUUGAUAAUACUGGUGUGAUAAUUCGGAUAGCUGACAAAUAUGGCAUGUGGCAUCAUUCCGUGCACUUACAUUUGCGAUAUUCUAAACCAGGGCUUUAUAAUCUAAACGUAUCAACUGCCGUAACUGCAAUAAACACUGAAUUCACAUUUUUAUUUCACUUUUAUCCAUUGGAUGUUGUCAAUCCGUCCAUGAAAAUUGUACAAUUUGGACUCAAACCAGGUGUAAUAAAUAUUAAAAUGAAGAAAAACAAACUAUACAUUGAAAUGCGAUCCAGUGCUGGAUCAUCUGAAGAAGCCUUCACAAUUACACUAGAAAAUAGCAUAUGGACAUAUGUUGGUGUUUCAUAUUCUGCAGGACGCAUGAAAUUAUUCAUAAAUAACACACUGGAUAAAGAAUUUGAAGUACCUGCAGAAUUUGUUAUUCCAUUCCCACAAAGUAUCCAUUUCUUUUACAAUGGAACGAACGCCCGUCCAGCCUUUGAGCUCUACAGAGGGUACUUUUCAUGUUUUCAACUUUAUAACAAGUCACUAACUUUGGCUGAAAUUAAAGCUUUAGAAUUUUGUCCGAAUCGUCAAGAAUUGUUUUACCAUGAUACGAAGUGUAAAAAUGGUUUUAGUUUGACGUUAUCAAUGGAACCAUGUGCUUGUUAUGAUCAAACAUUACGUCACCAGACACCCAGUUGUGAAAAUGCAUUUGUUGGAGGUAUUUUCAAAGAUGCUCUUGUGUACAUUCCAUUUGACUAUGAAACAGCAACACAGUCUGACAAAGGUGAAUUCAGAUUAACUUAUCAAAGUAAUGGUUAUAUUCGCUUGAAACCAGGACCAAUGGAUUAUGCAGCUUGUGUAGAUAAACGGUUUUCCAACAUUGGUUCUGUUGCAACUCCAUGUUCCGGUGAUUUUUCCACCUGCACAGAAAAAUAUGUGAUUGGAUUUUGGUUUUAUGUUUCUCAUCGAGUAAAUGAAAUAGGACAACAAAAAGUGUUUCAAUUUGGUGAUAUAUCUAUGCAGGUAACAUCAAGCGAAGAAACCAUUGCUACUAAGACUAACAUUCAAUGGAAUGGCAAUAUUUGCUGUUCUACAACAUUACCAUUAAACUCAUGGAUUUAUGUAAACGUAGAACUAAAUUCUACACAUUUAAGCAUAUUUUUAAAUGGUGCUCCUGUUGCUAACAAUGGAAAUUGCAACUACCCAUUUGGAAGUAACUCUGCUAUAAUGAAAUUAUCAAUUGGAUCAUACAGUUGUAUUGAUGAAUUUUCAAUCUUUUCAUAUCCCAAUUCAAAUUCCCGUACAGAAGUUACUUACAAUUGGUACUUGUAUGGAAGCACCAGCGACUACCGCAAGUAUGUACAAAUUAAGUUCAUUGUUUCAUCCAAAGAUUUUUAUCAACCUAAUGAGGAAGAAAAUUCUGAGGAAGACGAUUUCAUACAUCAAACUGUAGACCUUAUGUUAAAGGACUUCUUUCGUCAAAUGAAAGACAAUAGAAUGAAAUAUAUUGGUUCUAAGCCAAUUGAUAUAUUGAGAAUUGAACCUCCUAAAACCAAAGUUUUCCUACUGGUUUCAAUAUCAUACCUACCAUAUCAACUUGAAAAUGCAUUUUACACAAUACCAAUUCAUCAUUAUGAACAUAAUGGCAGAGAAUACUUUAUCGAGAGAGAGUACGAUGAAGCAUCAACUAUUGGAGUGCUGCCUACACCAGUAAAUUUCACAGCUAAACCACUGAACUCAUCUACUGUUAGGCUUCAUAUAAAUAACCAUGUUGAAGACGAAAGAUAUCAUCUUGGUUUUUUUGUAAACAUUACCAGCUAUUUCGUAGUACAUUCUUCGUCAUUCCAUCUUACAUUUUGGAAAUAUUUUUAUACUGGCCGAUUAUAUCUCUACCUUGUCAACCUUUCGCCAUACAAGAAAUACGAAAUCACUUUAUGGUCUUUAACCCACCAAGGGCUUGGACCGAGAGGAAAGCGGAUUGUAUACACACAUAUUGAUGUUAAUGUGAUGCCACCCCAAAAUGUCCAGGCACAUAACACUAGUCACACGUCAAUUAUGGUUGGGUGGGCGUUGUACGAUAAUGGAACGUAUUGGAACAGCAACACUAUGAACUUUAGAAUUUAUUGGAAAAGAACUAAUUUGACCCUAAGAAGUUCUCAGUACAAUUUGUUAUCAUGGAAUUACACAGAUGUACAUUCCACUUUCAAAACAUUUUCUGAGUUAAAUUAUGGUCCUGAUGUUAUAACCUCAUAUGAAAUAACAGGUUUAGAAUCUUUUACUAAUUAUACCAUAUUGGUUGCAACAGUAAACCCAGCUGGAGUUGGUGCUUUUGCUGUGACCUACUGUAGAUCUAGUCAGUGGUUGCCAGAAGAAGCACCAAACUUAUUUUUGGUAGAUUUAAUAUCUCCUGGCGUUGUACUCAUACAAUUCAAUUACACAGAAGACAUUGAAAUUUUUAACUCAUGGAAAAUGUCUGGCUAUAACUUGACAAUUGAACCAUUAUAUCCAAGUUUGUCUCAAUCAGUAGCUGUCACUUUAUUGGUACCAUACAAACAAAAUAUGUUUAAUUCAACUGUCCUCGAUUAUUUUAACUUGUUCAAAGUAACUGCAUCUGCUUUUAAUGAGAUUGGAAAUGGGCCUAAAGCUCAAAUUUGUUUUGCUACAGGACAAUUUGUGCCAAAUCAUUACCCAACUAUUUCCAAGCUGAUAAACAAAACACACAAUUCCCUAAAUAUAGAAUUGGGUCAAGUUCCUCUCAAGAACGAGAACGGUAUAAUCACCCAUUAUCUGAUUAACUACAGAUCAGCUGAUUGGGAAAGUCUUUUUGUUAACGUAACAAAAAAUCUCACUCAUACUUCAGAUGACUGGAGUUAUUGGACACAAAUGUCUAAUGGUAAUAUUUCAUGUUCUAUUGAGCCACAACCAAAUUCCUCGAAAGUAGUUGAUUUCAAUUUUACUGGUCUGUAUCCCUUUACAAAUUACGAAUUUCAUUUUGAAUCUUGCACCGUAGUAAAUUGCUCUAACAUACAACAUAGUGUUGUGUUUCGAACAGCUGAGACAUAUCCCUCGUGUGCGCCUAACUUCACAGUGUGGAAUACGUCAUCGUCAUCUCUGUUUAUUACAAUCGAUCCGCUUGGACAUUUUUGUAUGAAUGGUAUUUUAAAGUUUUAUCAUGUCGUUUUUCUGGAGAGUGAGUUGUAUGGAGAGAGUAUUUAUAAUUUAUUACUUAAUGAUAUUCCAAAAGAAAAUGUGGCAGAUUUGACUGCAAAUACGCAUACUGCAACAGGAUUAAAGAAAUAUUGGAAUUACACUGCUGUUGUGUAUGUUGAGAACAGUAUUGGUAAUGGGCCACACAGUUUUAAAUGGGCUGUGACUGCUCAAGAUGCUCCUGAUGGCCCACCUACGAACAUAUCCGGAUAUGCAAACAGUAGCAGUUCGAUCAUCUUAAAUGUCACCUUACCUAAACGAGAACACAGAAAUGGCAUCAUCCGUGGUUAUAAGGUUCAUCUUUUGAAUUUGGGUAACUUAACAGCGCAUGAGUUGGUGUUUGACGUUAUUGAAGAACCAGCAUCCAUAUUAGUAGUGGAAAGUUUGAAUUUUUUUACCUCGUAUGAGAUCAAAGUGAGAGCAUAUACAAAAAUAGGUGACGGACCUUACACGUCUGAUGCACCAUUUUUAUUUUUUCUCAUACUAAAAACAUUUGAGGACGUUCCUACUGCUCCACCUUCAAAUGUUAAUGUCACAUCAUUAACUUCGGACAGUGUGACUGUUACAUGGCAAAAAGUUCCAGGUGACUUUCAAAAUGGUAUUUUAAACUCGUUCCAGUUAGAAAUAUCUGGGAUAUUGGCGAAUAAUACGUUACAUACUCUUCGACCACCUAACAUCAGUUUUUUGGAUUACCUGGAUGAUUACAGAAGUUCCAUUUCUGGUUUGUUUCCAAAUACACAAUAUAAUGUAUCUGUACAAGGAUGCACCACCCCCGGAUGUGGAAUGAGAGGUUGGUUACAGUUUACUACAGAUGAAAUGGCACCCAUUGGAAAAAUACAGUUUCUCCAACAAAUAAAUAUGGACAUAAAAGAGAGCUUGCAUUUCAAUUGGUCUGAUAUUAACCCAAUGGAAAAAAGGGGAGAAAUUACUUUCUUCAUAUCUUACGAUAAACAUGAAAAACCAUGGGAGGAAUACAAUGAGUCUUCUACAACUUUCACUGUUCCUGGUAGUCAGCUGAACGCAUCGAUUUACAACUUAAAUAAUUAUACUAUGUAUCGAAUAGAAAUUUAUGGUAUGGGAAGAGAAGGAAUUGGACCUUCAGUAACAAGUGACAUGCUAACACCUGAAAAUGUUCCAUUAUAUUCUCCACAAAUUACAUAUGCAAAUAACAUUAGCAGUUCAGGAAUAAAUGUGAAAUUUACGAAACUACCUCAAUCAUCGUGGCAAGGUGAACUAUUAGGUUACCAUGUUUAUUACCAACAUGCAGAUGGACCUACCAAUUGCACUGCUGGACAAAUAUGUAAGAAUAUGGAGUUUACAGAUUGCAUUGGUAAUGAUAUAAAUACUUGUGAUGUUACAGAACUCGAUCUGCAUACAAACUACAGUGUAUGCAUUGCUGGUUACACGAGUGCUGGAGCAGGACCAAUGAGUGAAUGUGUUUAUGUAGUUACUGAUACGUUUGUUGAUGGUAAUUGGACGGAAUGGGGAACAUGGGGCAACUGUGAUAGGAGCUGUGCAAAUGGUACUGAAGCUAGGUUACGAUUUUGCAUUAACCCAAUACCAGCAAAAGGUGGAGCCAAUUGCUCUGGCUUAGAUGUUGAACGAAGACCAUGUAAUGAUUUUCCUUGUCCAGGUUUCUAUCUUGCAAAACCCUUAACUGAUUGUACAGAAACAUGUGAGAAUCUUGGAAGUAAAUUUGCGUGCUCUAAUAUUAUUGAUACGGAGAAUACAACGCAUGUAUUUGAAACAUCUAUCAGUGGAUAUGAUUAUACUGAUAUACAAGGCGUGACUUGUUCUCCUGAUGAUUCUCAAAAGACAUUUUUAAAGGAACACGAUCCUUUUUUCUUUAUUGAUGGAAAUAUUUGCUCUGGAUAUGCACGAGUUCCUGGUCGAAUCAAAUGUUCUGUUGGUGGCAAGUUAAGUGAAACGAUUCGACGACUCUGUUAUUGCAUCGAUAAAGAAACAAUGUCUUACACAUCCUGGGCUAUAUGGAGUCCUUGUUCUGUGUCUUGUGCUGGCGGAUUAUCACAGCGCUUUCGUACAUGUUUGUUAGAAAGUGGUUGCAACAAAACACUAGAUGCCAAGGAUUGCAAUACACAACUGUGUCCAGUUGAUGGUCAGUGGAGUGCGUGGACAGGAUUCGGGGAAUGUUCCAAAUCAUGCGGUCUGGGAAGUAACACUCGAAGUAGAUAUUGUAAUUCACCACCUGCAUUAUUUGGAGGAAAGAAAUGUGAGGGAAAGGACUCAGAAUCUAUUGAUGGAUGCAACCCAAACCCAUGCCCAAGAGAUGGCCAAUGGAGUGCGUGGUCAUUCAUAGGUCUAUGUACUCGACCAUGUGGUGCUGGUGGUGUACAAGUAAAAAGACGUUAUUGUAACAAUCCAGAACCAAUGUAUGGUGGACACUUAUGUAAUGGGCCAAAGGAAAUUCAAUAUCCAUGUAAUGAGGAUGUGCUGUGCAGAGAAAUUGGAGUAAACUUCUUGAUAAAGAUGACCAACGAGACUUGGCAUUACACUAUGCAUUACGAUAACUCUGUCAAAGGGAGAAAAGUCCGAAGUCAUCUGAUUAACGAGGUGAUGGCUGUUAUGUCAAAUAGUUACGUUGGUUUAUCUGUAGUUAGUGAUGUUGUAGUACAUGAAAUGAGCCGGGGUAGUGUAAUUGCAAAUUUUACAGUCUUCUAUCAUGGCAACCCAUUCGCCGAAACAUUGAUUUUACAAAAUGCUAUUGAUGAUAUCGGCUUCAUAAACACGAUACCAGUUGAAAUGCUAUCUAUAACAUCGGACAGUGUGCCAAGCAACGCACCUCAGUUCACAGCAACUUCUACCGUAUUUGACAGAAUUUUUAUCAGUUGGAAAAAUGAUACUGAAUGGGCUAUUCCAGAAGAGUUUUCAAUGUAUUACGUAUUUUAUCGUGAUUUGACUGUUCCGAAUGUGAAUUGGACAUCGCUUACUACUGUGAAUAAAUCUACAGAGAUAACUGAUCUGAAAGGUCACACUCUGUAUGGGAUUCGUUUGGUAGCUGGAAUAUCUGAUGCCAAUGGUAUUGCAUCAAUGGAACUAAAGGUUCGGACAGCUGAAGGAGUUCCAUUUAUCGCUCCACCAAAUUUUAUUUAUCAAGAAAUGAGCCCGACCUCAAUAUAUUUGGAAUGGGGUGAGAUACCGGAAAAAGAAGUCCCAGGAACUUUGCUUGGUUAUAAAAUUGUUUAUGGAAUAUUGGGUAGCAAUUUAACUCGUGACACAACAACUGCAGCUAAUAUGUUACAAAGAACAUUAAAUAAUUUAAAACCCGCUUCAUGGUAUCUUUUUACGAUUUAUGGUUACACUGUCGCUGGCAAUGGUCCAGUUUCUUUUAUUACUUUAAAAACAGCAUUUGAUGCACCUGGAGUAGCUCCACCUAAGGUCGCUUGGGAAGAUCGAUUUUCAUCAUACCAGAUAAAAAUAACUUGGAAUCCCAUACCAGCAGAAGAGGAAAAUGGUUAUGUGGUUGGAUAUAAGAUCAAAUACGUUCUUGUACGUCAAGCAGAUAUAGACGUGACAGUAGGUGAGACGCCAUCAGUCAAACAAGUUGAUCGUUUUACAUUCUCUGCGUAUAUAGAUGACUUAUCCCCUUACUCGAUGUAUAAAUUUGAAAUCUUUGCGUUUGCUAAAGAAGGAGAUGGCCCAGCUUUCACAUUUACAGCUGAAACAUGCAGAUGUCCUCAAAACAUUUAUGCGAAUUUCUAUAGCUUGAAACCAUACAUUUAUCAUGAUAAAAGCAAAGGCAGGGACACUCAAGGUUUUUUUCCCCAGCUAUUAACAACCAUAUUGAAAAACGUAUGCACGAAUUGCAAAGCAUACACUAUUCCAAAAAUUUACUUUGAUCGAACAGUAACUGGUCAUUCUGCAGAGAAACUGAAGUCACAACACAUGAAAGAAGACAUCGGAUCAACAGUGCAGUUAAGCAUGCCCGUCUAUGGCAAAUUUGCAAUAAGGAGAUACGCUGGUAUCUAUCCAUACAUAGGUAUUGUAAAAACACAAGGAAGUGCAGCUAUUAUGUACGAUCAAAAGGUGAGAAGAUAUCAGAUGAAAGACUUGUUAAGAAAUGUAGUUGCAUCAUGGACAACCGUUGCAAUAAUGGUACUGUUGUCCAUAAUAUGUGGAUGGUUACUAUGGUUUACUGAACAAUCUUCUUCCGCGAGUGAUUUAACGUUGGAUAACUGUUGGAGAGGAGCUUUACAAGGAAUGUGGAUGGCAUUUAUAACGAUGGGAACUGUGGGAUAUGGCGAUUACAAUCCGAGUACGAACGCAUCAAAGGCUUUAUUGAUAUACUGGACAUUGCUUGGCCUAAUCAUGACCAGUAUUUUUAUUGCAUCGAUUUCAACAAAUUUGGUGUCGAGCAAUUUACAACAAGAAGUUAUAUUAUAUGGUGUUCAAGUUGCUGUUAUUCCUGGGACUGCAGAGUAUAGUUUAGCUGUUGCACGAAACGCAAAGAUAUACAACGUAAGUCGACCGAUAGAUGUAUUGGAAGCUGUCAGCAAAGACAUUGUUCCGAUUGGUCUGCUCGAUGCAUACACAGCAACUAGUUACAGUGACCACCUAAAGAAAAUGACUCUUACUGUAAAGAAAAUAUUUGACACAAACAGUGGAUAUGGAACAGUGUUGUCGGGAGGCUUGGAAAGCCUUGAAGACGAUGUUCGCAGUUAUGUUGACGCAAAUCAGGGGAGCAUUAGUGCGUUCAUUAGCAGUCAGACAGAUGUUUUAAAACCCAAUGCGACCCUCAUAAAGACUGAAUUUAUUCCAAAGGAUGAAUUGAUUGACUUCUCAAUUUUGUUGUGCUAUGUUUUUCUUGGUAUGUGUGUCCUUGGAACUUUUGUAUGGUUGUGUUGCCUUAAAAGAAGAGGAAAGAAAAAAAUUCAACCUAUAGCUUCAAGGGAUGAAAUAGUUAAGAACGAAUUAACACAAGAUAUAAAUGACUUUGCGCACAAUUUUAAAAGUCGUGUAGAGAAGAUGGAUGAAAAACAUUCCAGUGAACUUUCUCGUCUGCAAGUCUUACGAACAAACUUUAUGCGACUUAUGAAAAGACAUGGCCAUACAGAAAAAGAAGUGAAUGAUCGAUUUGAUGCAAUACGAAAAAAGAGCGUGAAAAAAAUUAGAAAACAUCGCAAAAGAUUAAAAUAUUUAGAAACAAGCAUUUAAUUAUACACGCCAAUGAAUGUGAAAAAAUAUACAUUGUUAGAUUGUAUGAUUUUUACGAUGAUUCUGACGAUGGUAAAACGACCGUUGGUCUGCUGAUAAUGCACUUUUAUAUAUUUACUUAUUUAUUUAUUUGUUUAUAUUCACCUUUUUAUAUAAUUUUAUCUUUUUUUCACUACAAUUUGUUAGCAUACACAUUUUUAUAAGCAUUAAUUUCUUUUCAUUUUAAUAAAUAUAUACGAUUAAAAAAAUACCAGUGUUUAUUUUUCUUUGCAAUCCUUAUUUGGAAUAACACCAACAAUCAAUGAUAUUACCUAUAAUCCAGAUAUGUUGCAACAGAGCUUUAAGCUAAUCUCAAUUAUCUUUUAUCCAAAAAAAGGGAAGUAAAUCUAAGUGUGAGAACUACCGACCCAUAUCUCUUUUUUGUUUACCUGAAAAAAGUUUCGAAGGUGUCAUUGCCUCGAUUCUUGACAAGCAUGUUUAUAGUAAUAAACUGCUAAGCAGAGAUCAAUGGGGUUUCAGAAUAGGUAUUUUGGCAUGGAGGUAUAUAUCUUUAUAUCGUAAAAAGCCGCGAUAUACAAUAUCAUUCUAACUUUUAUUUUAGCCACACUUUGGGGGAACAAUGCGCGAGCCGUAAAAAAGCGACUUGUGAUUUUUGUGCUGUGGACCCACAUGCUCACUCACGCAAGGAAAUUAAUAUAUAAGAC
Messenger RNA from Hydractinia symbiolongicarpus, 15299 nucleotides. RefSeq lists its product as uncharacterized. The coding region runs from base 469 to 14595 and encodes 4708 amino acids. Gene Ontology annotation, biological process: cytokine-mediated signaling pathway. Gene Ontology annotation, molecular function: cytokine binding; cytokine receptor activity. The record is from RefSeq and is a predicted model, not a curated record. The transcript has 54 exons. Gene Ontology annotation, cellular component: membrane; signaling receptor complex; external side of plasma membrane. Lineage: Eukaryota; Metazoa; Cnidaria; Hydrozoa; Anthoathecata; Hydractiniidae.